UUCGCAUCAGGAUCAUCUCGCUUCUCUCCCCCUCCCCCCCCCUUCUUCCUUUUUCUGUGUUCGCGAUUUUUCAUGCAGAAGAAGAACAAUCGGUCAUCUCCUCUUCGACAGUUUUUUCCCGCGCCGGGUUUGCUACUUUAAGAGAGUGCCGCGCGUAUUUACGCACAGCCGGUCCGUGCAGCCAAACAGCGAAGAUCUGAGGGAUAUCUCGGCGCUGUCAUCCUCUGGAAUCCCUCUCUCCCCCCUCUGCUCCUCCUCCUCCUCCUCUUCAUCAUCAUCGUCGCCUCGCACUCCAGGACUUUGCCCUUGGCUGUGACGCUGUUGUCGACGUUUCCAUGGAGACCCUGGCCUGCGGUUGGGCCUGCGACCCGUGUGACCCCAGCGACCUCAGAGAGGAGGCGUCGUCUGUGUGGGAUUCUCAGUACGUCUAUAACGGCUCUCCUCCUGCUGCUGCUGCUCUGUUGUGGGCGGAGCCUAUCUCCCCUCACCUCCAGAGAAACAAACAGCUGCAGGACGUUCUGCUGCAGAGAGAGGAGGAGCUGGCCCGCCUGCAGGAGGAGAACAACAAACUCAGACAGUUCUUCAGCUCCUCGUUUGUGAGGAACCUGCAGCAAAAAGCAAAGAAACUAACCGCUGACGGGAGGACGAAGCUGAAGAGAAACCUGAUGCACCAGGAGGACGGACCUCUACAGACCCGCAGUCAUCAGCUGCUCGCCUCCCAGCAGGUCAGCAAGAGAGUCUGCAGGAACCUCACUGCCCAGUUCUGCUCGGAGUUCCCUGAGACGCCCGCCUCCUCCUCAGAACCAAACCUGGACCUCUGGGUUCUGAGGACGCUCGGGCUGAAGGAUCGAGACACCAUCGAUACGUCCAGCAUCUCCUCCUCCUCGUCCUCCGCCUCUGGAUUCAGCUCUUUGGUUUAUGAUGCCGCUGCCUCCUCUUCUUCACCCUCUGAAUACUCUCUGAACUCGUCUUCUACGCCUUCUUCUGUCCAGAGCUACUGCCAAACGUCGACGCCUCAAUCUGACUUUGUGUUCAGUCCUGCCGAUUCAUCGCCGAGCUGCACGACCUCUCCGGGCCAACGCUCUGACUUCACCACCACUGGACGGUUUGAAUCUCCCGACGCCGUCAUCAGGAGCUACAACACCUUCACUGCCUUCCAGUCUCCCCCACGAGACCUGCCCUUCAGCACGUCACCGCUCAGAGCAGAGAUCUGUCCUCAGUUCCCGGCCUCGAGUCCAGUCCAAAGUCUGCAGAGGAACCCAACAGAACCUCCGGCUUACUGGUCCCCGAUGAGAAGCGGCAAGACCACAUCAUCACAGGACGCAAUCCAGUUCAGUCCACCUGGAGAGAGAGUCCAUUUCUCCCCCGUCGCCUCAUCCAGUCCCGCCAUCAACCAGUCUAGCACACCUAGUCCGUCAGCGGGAUCCAGCACGCCUCAGACGCCUCGCAGCCGCACAGAUUUGGCGUUCAGUAUGUGCCUGAGCCCGUCCAACAGCGUCAAGACCCACAGCUUCCCCCAGGGACAAGCCUUCGUCAGGAAGGACAGCGGGGGUCGGUGGAACUUCACCUGGGUACCCAAACAAGGACCAUGAAAGAUCUUCCUCUUAAGGGACUCGCUGCUAACUGAUCGCUGCCACAGUUCAAACUUUCAGAACUAAAAAAUGGAUGUUUUACUUGUUGCUGGUUGAAGAGUUUGUUCUUGGGUCCGGUUGAUAAACAUCCAUUGAAGACCAUCAUGACAGAGACUUUUGAUUUUCUGGUUUACGUUCAAACACUAUGAUCCUGACAUCGAUGAGACGAUCUGUACGACAUGAACAGAGAUGAACCAUUCACCUGUGGGACAUUGGAACUAACAGGCUCGAGCCACGCUAAUGUAAAGUAGCUUAAAGUCAACUUACAAUGAGAGCCACUUGAAAAUUAACAAAUGCACAAUAUUAAGCGUUAUCUUAGCAUUAGCUUAGCAUUAGUCAUACUUGAUUUUUCAUCCGCGAAGCAUUGUUCCUACAUUCUUACU
Labrus mixtus (cuckoo wrasse) is the source of this 2014-nucleotide messenger RNA. RefSeq names its product geminin coiled-coil domain containing (gene gmnc). Gene Ontology annotation, biological process: negative regulation of cell cycle; negative regulation of DNA replication. The record is from RefSeq and is a predicted model, not a curated record. Gene Ontology annotation, cellular component: nucleus. The coding region runs from base 336 to 1592 and encodes 418 amino acids. The transcript is spliced from 5 exons. Lineage: Eukaryota; Metazoa; Chordata; Actinopteri; Labriformes; Labridae.